This is a messenger RNA of Python bivittatus (Burmese python), 4469 nucleotides long. The record is from RefSeq and is a predicted model, not a curated record. Lineage: Eukaryota; Metazoa; Chordata; Lepidosauria; Squamata; Pythonidae.
GAGGCUUCUUUAAGCUGGUUUCUGCUUGAACCGGAAACUACCAGGACCAUGGUGAUAAACUGAUCCUCAGAGACAAUGGAGGGAUCACUACAGCAGUUUUGCUCCCAUUCACCACACUUAGGAGGUUGUGGGAGAAAUGCCUCCUGAGCAGCCUUCCCCAUUGUGGUGUUUUUCAAGUACCUUGGUCAACAAUUCUUAUCUUCCUCAACUGCUGGCUGUGGGGAUGGCAGGCCAAUCUGUUUAAAAGGCACCAGGAUGGAAAAGGCUAGUUUUAGGUCUUACACAUGCUUCUGUACUGUAUUGUCCUUCAAGUAAAUAACAUUUUCUAUCUUAUAGGGCCAUCAAUAUUAAAAAGGCAAGAAGUCUAUCAUCUUAAUGAUUCUUUAAACGAGAUAUAUACAUAUACACCUACUGAUUCAUCUCUGGCAUAAACUGUUUGCUUUAACCAGUGUUCUAAUGAAGAUUUCACAAAUGCCAUUUGUAGUAUAAUGGAUUUACUGCAUCAACAUCUGCAGAAGCAACUUAAGCUUAGAUCCUGAUUCUGUUAAGCAGAUAGCUGUGCAAGCAACUAUCAAAGUUAAUCAGUAGCAGCUGGCAUUCCAUAAUUUUGAAGAGGCUGCUGAGAUAAGUCACAGCCCAAUCUAUUCUUGCUCUUUUUCUAGUGUUUGCAAGAUUAGUAGUGAGGAUGGUUAAGAUUGUGGUCUUGCUUGAAGACAGUUCUUGUAUGCUAGCAUUUAAAAUGUAUUAUGAAGAGUGUAUAUAAAGUAUAAUCGGUUAUGAAUUGAAGAAGAAAGCCAUACCUUAGCCAUCAGCUAAAAGGCUAACAAAUGUGUACUCUAGAAGGACUAAACAUACCUGGAAUAUAAACACUUACUGAAGUAUAGUCACUAUGGGGAACAGCAUAGUAGAUGGGCAGAAGGCAACAUCAGCGAUAAUCCAGGGUAAAAUUUGAAGUGCGCAUUAGAAGCAUCUUCAAAGCCAUACUCUGAGGCAUGGGCAUCAGCAGAAGUGGGGGCAAGUAAUGCAAUCUGCUUUGUAAUGCAAAUUCUGCCCCUUAGUAUUUGUGUGCAAAAGGGCACAGCUUGCACUGUGUCAUCAUCAUAAUGCCCAUUUCACUAUUUUGGCAUCAGCAUGGCUAGUUAUAGGCACCUCUGUCAGGAGUCCACAAAGCAUGUCUGUGGAGGUCUCUGUGUUUUCAAUGAUGUGUAUAAGAAAGAGUUGUGGGGAAGAUGAUCUUGAAUAGAAAGCACUGGGACUGUCAGUUAUCCACAUAAGAACAACCAACCAUAUCUAAGGGAAAGAGAUUAGGAUAUUCUUCAGUUCAGUUCAUCUUUUCAGUUUGAAAGAUGUUAACUGGUGCUAUAUGUUGGAGCAAACACAGGCAAAGAAAGAAGAUGUUUUUAAUGCAAAGCAAUUUAAAUGUGAACAAAGAAGACCCUAACCUAGUUUAUCCUUAUGUUUGCCAAAGUUUGAAUUAAUACUUAAUUCAGAGGUCCUACUGUAUAUUAUAGAGAAACACUCAUUUUUAUGAAGUGCUCAUACUGUAUGUAUAUUUGAAAUGCAAAAGGUUUAUGAUAGAAAAUUUGGUAUAUUUUCUAAGUGGCAUUCCACAGCUUGUAAUAAAAACUGGACAAUGAGAGUAACUGGAUUUAUUUCACUAUGGGUACUGGCCUUACUGCUUUGCUGUCAACUAAUAACCCGUGCAGAACAUGAGGACAUAGUGAAACAUGCAAUAAAGCUGCACCGUGGAAAAGGAGUUGCUGUUACUCAAAAGAAACAGUGGCUCAUAGAAAACUGCAGAAAAUUAUCUGGACUUCUACAUCAGAAGAAUGUGGUUCUCAACAAACUGAAAAGUGCAAUAAGAGCAGUGGAAAAGGAUCCAGGAUUAUCAUUUGAAGAGAGGACUUUUCAGGUUCAUACAUUCGAAAUUUUUCAGAAAGAACUAAAUGAAAGUGAAAACUCAGUCUUUCAAGCAAUCUAUGGGCUCCAAAGAGCUCUGCAAGGUGAUUACAAAGAUGUAGUGAACAUGAAAGAAAGUAGUCGGCAGCGGUUGGAAGCCUUGAGAGAGGCUGCAAUAAAGGAGGAAACAGAAUAUGUUGAACUUCUAGCAGCAGAGAAGCAUCAAGCUGAAGCCCUGAAAAACAUGCAGCAUCAAAAUAAAAGUCUUUCUAUUCUUGAUGAGAUUCUUGAAGAUGUAAGAAAAGCAGCUGAUCGGCUAGAAGAGGAAAUAGGAGAGCAUGCCUUUGAUGACAACAAGUCAGUGAGAGGAGUUAAUUUUGAAGCUGUUUUAAGAGUGGAAGAGGAUGAAGCAGAUACAAAAAGAAAUAUUUCAAAAAGGGAAGUGGAAGAUGAUUUGGGUUUAAGUAUGCUUAUUGAUUCACAAAACAAUCAGUACAUUCUUACAAAGCCCAGAGACUCAACCAUUCCACGUGCUGACCAUCAUUUUAUAAAGGAUAUUGUGACAAUAGGAAUGCUGUCUCUGCCUUGUGGUUGGCUGUGUACAACAAUAGGAUUGCCAACAAUGUUUGGAUACAUUAUUUGUGGAGUGCUUUUGGGACCAUCAGGUUUAAACAGUAUAAAGUCAAUUGUACAGGUGGAGACACUCGGAGAAUUUGGUGUCUUCUUCACACUGUUCCUGGUUGGUCUGGAAUUUUCCCCUGAAAGGCUAAGAAAGGUGUGGAAGAUAUCUUUGCAAGGACCUUGUUACAUGACACUCCUGAUGAUUGCAUUUGGCUUACUUUGGGGGCAUUUGCUACAAAUCAGAGCAACUCAGAGUGUUUUCAUUGCUACUUGUUUAUCAUUAUCAAGCACACCAUUGGUAUCUAGAUUCCUUGCAGGGAGUGCUCGUGGAGAUAAAGAAGGUGAUAUUGAUUACAGUAGUGUUCUGCUUGCAAUGUUGGUGAUGCAGGAUGUACAGCUCGGUUUGUUCAUAGCUGUCAUGCCAACUUUUAUUCAAGCUGGAUUUGGCACACAUUCCAGCAUUAUCAAAGAAAUACUAAGAAUAUUGAUGCUGAUUGGACAAAUCCUCUUUUCCCUGGCUGCUGUCCUGCUUAUAUGUCUUGUUUUAAAGACUUACCUGAUAGGACCCUUCUACCGCAAGUUGCAUAUGGAAAGCAAAGGAAAUAAAGAAAUUCUAGUUCUAGGAAUAUCUGCUUUUAUGUUUCUUAUGUUAAUGAUCACAGAGUUAUUGGAUGUUUCAAUGGAAUUGGGAUGUUUCUUGGCAGGAGCGCUUAUUUCUUCUCAGGGUCACAUGGUUACUGAGGAGGUCAUAUCCUGUAUUGAACCAAUACGUGACUUUCUUGCUAUCAUAUUCUUUGCAUCUAUAGGUCUUCAUGUAUUUCCCACGUUUGUAAUAUAUGAACUCACAGUCUUGCUGUUUCUUACACUCUCAGUGGUAAUAAUGAAGUUUUUCCUGGCAGUACUUGUCCUUUCUAUGAUUCUUCCAAAGAACAGCCAGUAUAUCAAAUGGAUUGUAUCAGCAGGCUUGGCUCAAGUCAGUGAGUUUUCCUUUGUCCUGGGAAGUAGAGCACGCAGAGCGGGUAUAAUUUCUCGAGAGGUCUACCUUCUUAUAUUGAGUGUGACUACUCUAAGUCUAUUGCUUGCACCAGCACUAUGGAGAGCUGCAAUUAUGAAAUGCGUACCAAGACCUGAAAGACGAUUAUGUUCCUGAAAAUCUUUUGUUUACAUGCUUUAGUGAAGGAAGCCUCUCUACAUAAUACAUUUCAUAUGUUAUGUUAUUUAGCUUACUAUAAGCCUUACACUGGUUUCAGUUAAUGAAACAAAAAUGUAACAUUUUUCAUAAUACAUUCUGAUUUUUAGAGUACUGAAUAUCUGUUAGAUUUUUCCAAAAUUUGGUUUAUUUUUUAAAAAGUCCAUGAAUCCAGUAAUUAAUGUGCCUUUUUAAGGAUUAUUUUCCAGUCCAUGCAGCAAAUGAACAAUUAUAGUGCCUGUGGUACUGUUAAAAAACAACCACCCAAUUAGUAUCUGGUCAAACAUUGGUCACAAAAGUUUUUUUUCAAAGCAAUAUAAUUUUUACAUUCAAAUAUAGGAUUUAAAACUGCUCUGAGAACUGAAAGUUAUGUUCCUGAGAAUAAUAUCUCACCUCAUUGCUUUUAAAAUCAAUUAUCUGUAAUAAUUAUUUACCUUUAUCACGAUUUGGGGUCUGAACAUAUGAUUAAUAGUGAUCAGAAUAACUUCUAGUAUGAUGACCAAGGUCUUUUUGUACUGAUGUUAACUCUUAAUUAAAAGUAUUCUUGGAGGAUACUUAAGUUUGUAAUUUCAUUUAUUGGAUAUAUAGCAGAAUUAGAAUUUGCUGUCAUGUUGAACCAGCCUUUGAAUCUAAUAAAUGAUUCACUACUACACAUUUUCUUAAAAUGAAAAAAAUCCUUAAAUUAUAUUGCUCCUUAUAAUACUGUAGGGUUACUGGAAAUGAAUGCACUGGUUAUUCUCUCAACCUCAGCUACAUUUUU